AUGGAGAAAAACAAUAAUAGAAUUAAUUGUGAUAAUGAUAACAAUGACAACUAUGACAUUGAUUACAACGGAUCAGACAAAAUCCAGGGACUAACCAUAAUCGAGAACUUCAUCACGGUGGAUGAAGAACGCGAAUUGUUAAGAAAUAUUGAUGUGAUGCCGUGGGGCGGACUAGGAUUAUUGCCGAAUCCAGAAAUGAAGAGACGCACACAACAUUACGGAUACGUGUUCAGUUAUCGAUACAGAAAAGUUCUCGAAAAUUUAGGCCCACUGCCACAUUUCCUUGACUUUAUUAUCGCGCGAUGUAUAUCCCAGGGAAUUAUCGAUACACCACCUAAUAUGUGUAUAGUUAACGAGUAUAAUCCCGGGCAAGGUAUAAUGCCGCACACGGAUGCUUCCUAUUUUGGUCCUACAAUAUUGAGCCUCUCAUUAUUAUCACCAUGUUUAAUGACUUUUUCCCCCGUAAACACAGAAGAGGGUUCGAAGAACAAUAAUGGAUGCUCUUCGUCAUCGUCUUCAUCUUGUGUGAUUUUACGUGAGUCCACGUUCACUAUUAAUCUUGAAGGAUGA
This is a messenger RNA of Ambispora leptoticha, 570 nucleotides long. The record is from the annotation of a GenBank genome assembly. NCBI's taxonomy places the organism in Eukaryota, Fungi, Glomeromycota, Glomeromycetes, Archaeosporales, Ambisporaceae.